AUGAAACAUAAAACUAUUACUUCAUCUUCUUUACAGGAAGUUCAUACUGCUAAUAGUGGAUUUCUUGUCCUUAUUGGACUAGUUAAUCUUACUGUUCAAAUUAAUCAUAUUUAUACAACUGUUGAUGCUUAUGUUACUCGUGAUCUUGUUUGUCCUAUGAUACUAGGUCGGGAUUGGAUUCAAAAGAACUAUGUUAAUAUUAAUUUUUUUUCCAAUCGGAUGUCCAUUUAUAAUGGUAUUUCGUCUAUUCCUUUAUUGCCUGCAUCUCGUAGUGUAUCAUUAGUUAUGUCAUUAUCACAUCCUGUUAUUAUUCCACCAUUUCAUGAAACAUUUAUCUCAGGGUAUGUUCCUAUUAAAACGUUAAAAGAUGUUUUAUUUAGACCCAAUAUAGCAUUACAACAUACUCGACUCGUUCUAAUUCCUCAUUCAAUUACACAUAUUAAUGAUCAUCACGGUAUUAUCUCCAUCAUCAACAACACUCGUCAUUCGAAAUCGAUUCCACGUAAUACACCACUUGGUUUUAUUUCUCCAAUAGAUUCAGUAGCUGAUAUUAAUACUAUUCAAGAACUAGCUAACACUUCUCGUCAUGUUUCUUCUGAACAUUCAAUUUUAUUUUCAUGUUCUCAUUGUAAUGUUCCAUUUUCUUCUGAAACAACAUUGUAUGAUCAUCUUCUUGAGUGUUGUAAUAAACAUUUAACAUGUACAACCAGAAUUAUUUCUAACUUAGUUGAACAUAUAACUGAUCCUGUUAAACAAAUGAAAGUUUAUUUAAUGCUACAUCAAUAUUACCAACUUUUUGAUGAUUCCUGUUUAAAAGGCAUUUAUUGUUCUCCACAAAAUGCUAUUAAUACAGAUUCUCAUGGUCCUUUAGCGGAACAUCCACGUAGAACUUCAUUUUUUAAUAAACAACUAAUUGCUGGUGAAGUAAAAAAAAUGUUAGAUAAUGGAAUUAUUAGUCCUUCUCAUUCACCAUGGGCGUCUCCUGUUGUAAUCGUAAAGAAACGUGACGGUUCACCUCGAUUUUGCAUUGAUUUCAGACGUUUAAAUUCUAUUACUCGGAAAGACGUCUAUCCAUUGCCUCGUAUUGACGAUGUUAUUGAUAAACUAAAUGGUUCUACAAUUUUUUCUAAACUUGAUCUUCGUAGUGGUUACUUUCAGGUUCCUUUAGCAGUAGAUGAACGUGAUAAAACAGCUUUUAUUACUGCUGACGGAUUGUGGGAAUUUAACCGAUUACCUCAAGGAUUGAAAAACUCACCGUCUGUUUUUCAACGAUUAAUGAAUCAGACUCUCGGAACAUUACGUUGGGAUAUCUGUCUUGCAUAUUUAGAUGAUAUUGUUGUUUAUUCAGCUUCCUUUACUCAACAUCUUAUGGAUGUGGAUAAAGUUUGUCAAGCAUUGCAUACAUCAAAUUUUAAACUAAAUUAUGAUAAAUGUUCAUUCUUUAAUCAAGAAAUUACAUUUUUAGGUCAUAAAAUUAAUAUGGAGGGGUGUUCACCUACGGAUGAUAAUGUUCGUGCUAUUCUUCAUUUUCCUGUACCUAAUUCAAGUAAAGCUGCUCAUUCUUUUUUACAAAUGAUUGGUUUUUAUAGGAAAUUCAUCCCAAGCUUUGCUCAAAUAUCUUCACCACUUAAUAAAUUUACUCGUAAAGGUUUUCCUUUUAUAUGGACGGAAGUUGAACAAUCUUCAUUUGAUCAAUUGAAAGUAGCCAUCACGUCUCCUGCUGUCCUUAUAUUACCUGAUCCUUCUCAAAUGUAUACUAUCAGAACAGAUGCUUCUCGUGUUGGUAUUGGUGCAGUACUACUACAACAACCAACGUCUAAUAAUAGUACUGAUUCAAAUAACUCAUCAUAUAAACCGGUGGCAUUCGCAUCAAGAAGUUUAAAACCAGCCGAAAAGAACUAUUCAGCUAUUGAACUUGAAGGUUUAGCUAUUUGGUGGAGUAUCACUCAAAAAUUUCGAUCAUAUAUUGAAGGUCAGCGCUUUAUCUUAGAAACUGAUCAUAAGCCGUUAUUGUCGUUAAUGAAAAAACCUUAUCAUAAUAGUCGUAUUGAGCGAUGGAUGACAAUGUUGCAACAAUACGACAUAAUUAUCAAGCAUAUCUCUGGCAAAGACAAUACCACUGCUGAUGCUCUUUCACGUUAUCCUGUUGAUAAACCUGAUGCUAUCGAAGAUGAAUCACCACAUCUUAUUACUUCGUCCACUCAAACUGAUGAUAAAUUAAUUAAUGUUGUUACAACUCGUUCAAUGAUGCGAAAACGCCCACCUUCUUCUCAUCCCACUACUUUAUUACCAUCUACUUCAUCUAAUAUAUCAUCUCCUCUACCAUCAACACUUACGUCAUUUACUAAUACACCUUCUUCAUCUACUAAUACAUCUUCUUCAUCUACUGAUACAUCUUCUUCAGCUAAUCAUACAUUUUCUUCAUCUAUCAAAAAUGUUCAAAUACUUUUUGAUCAUAAUACAUUAAAUCAACAUCAGAAUCAAGAUCCUUCUAUAUGGAAAAUUAAAAACACUUACCCAUUAGAUCCUAAAUAUACUAUGGAUAUUCAUCAUGUCUUGUCGAAGCUUAUCACUCGUAAAUCUGGACAAGUACUUUCACUUUGUUAUAUCCCUCCAUCAUUAAUUCUUAAUGUCUUAUUAGCUUACCAUGACUCUACAUUUAAUGGUGCGCACUUCGGGAUUAAACGAACUUUUUAUAAAGUACGUGAUCGUUUUUUUUGGCCGAACAUGUAUAAAGAUAUUAAACAACAUAUUCUUUCUUGUAUUCAUUGUCGAAAAAUUAAACCCUCUAGACGUAAACCUGAUGGACAUUUAGUAUCUAUUGAACCACCUCGUGGUGUUUGGGAACGGAUUGCAAUGGAUUAUGUAGGACCUGUCCCUGAAUCAGCAUCUGGCAAUAAAUAUUUUUUAGUGCUUACUGAUUUAUUUUCUAAAUUUAUCGUCACUAAAGCUGUUCCUGAUAACACUUCAACAACAGCCGCUAAAUUUUUGUUAUAUGAUGUAUUUAUGAUAUAUGGUGUUCCACUUGAAAUUCUUACCGAUAAUGGACAACAUUUUUCUUCUUCUUUAUAUGAAUCUUUACUCACGUUGACUGGAUGUUGUCAUAUUAAAACCACCCCUUAUAAUCCACAAGCAAACGGUCAAUGUGAGCGUCAUAAUGCUACUCUAUUACCUAAUCUACUUGCACUUUCUAAUCGUUCUAAAUCAAAUUGGGAUGACAAAUUAUUGCCAACCACGUUUAAUUAUAAUUCUACGCGACAUGAUUCUACUGGUUAUACACCAUUCGAAUUGAUGUUCGCUCGUCAUCCUCGUUUUAUAGCAGAUUUGAACUCUCCUUUAACGACACCCCAUAACAUUUCUCAUUAUCAUCAUACCAUGGAACAAUUUAUUGAACACGUGAAAAUUGCUGCUCGAGAAAAUACACGUCGAAAUCAACAUCUUGCCAAACAACGGUUUGAUCAAAAUCGAUCGAAUCCACAGUAUUCGGUUGGUCAAACAGUACUAAUUCGUAAUCGUAAUCCCUCCAUGAACAAAUUCUCAUUCAAAUUUAUCGGACCUUAUACUAUUAUUAAUCGUAUCAGAGAUAAAACAUAUAUUGUCCAACAUGAAGGUACAGGCCGUCGUGUACAAGUAACAGUACACGAUAUUCGAUCUCUCAAUUAG
Molecule: messenger RNA, 3663 nt
Organism: Rotaria socialis
Lineage: Eukaryota; Metazoa; Rotifera; Eurotatoria; Philodinida; Philodinidae
Source: the annotation of a GenBank genome assembly